CCACCAAAACGAAGCUCACGUGAUCAGGAGAAAGACGCGAACGACCAACACAAACAAGGCUAGCAGCAGCGGUUCUGUGCCCUUCCCCUCCCAACGGUGUAGGUUAUGGGGGCGCUGGGUAAGACGCCGCGACUGGUUCACUCGUGGGGAGGCAAGCUGAUGGGUGCGACCAUGUGGUGCUGGAUCCUCUGGAGAUUCAAGCACGACUGGAGAGACGUUCUAGGUCACCACGACAGUUUAGAGCCGCCACCUCUAAAGAGACAGAGCUAGAUGUGUGUGCUCAAGUUCAUGUUGCAUUCAGUAGUUCACAUUGUGUGGUCUACAAUAUAUAAUAUGCAGUAACAUCACGUUUCACCCAGACCGUGGAUAAUGGGUCCCCUAUUCUGCGAUAUUUUUGUGGGCGUGCUCUCCUCUAUUUUAGCGGAAUGCAUGGUCAGCAAAAAUCCAGAAAGGAGCCGAGAAAGACUGUGUUGUUUGCCAGCUUUCCCUCGCUCUUCGACCAUUCAACGCCUCCACCAUCUUUAGUAUGCCAAUAGACCCACACUAAACUCUACACUGUAAGUUGUGCGUGGCGCUGGGGCGUGUCCUACCUCCUGGCUAGCGGGUCAAUUCCUAGCCAGCGGACGGAUAUCGUUGUUCCACAGUAAAAGUAGCGAGAGGAGUAGUCAUGCUGACCAUACGGAAAAAGCUGGAGGAGCAGGCGGCGUCUGGAAGCUCCGCUGACGGGGGGAGGGGGGAGAGCAGGAGGGUCAGGAGAAGGAUGUCCAUCAGAUCCCAGUUGCUCACUGAGGGUAUGUACCUAGACAUGUAGCUAUAUAUCACAACUUAUAGCUUUUGAUAUCAAUCAGGGCCUGAUUAGUCUGUAAUACAUACUCUCGCCCAAUUUCAAAUGAAUGAUGUAGUAAAUCGUAUUCAUAAUUAUAAUACUCCUGAAUCUAGGCGAAAAAUCCUUCCCCCUCUCUCUCUCCCUUCCUGUCUC
This is a messenger RNA of Geodia barretti, 979 nucleotides long. Lineage: Eukaryota; Metazoa; Porifera; Demospongiae; Tetractinellida; Geodiidae. The record is from the annotation of a GenBank genome assembly.